UGGCCGCCUCAAUUCCGUUCCUUCAGCCACCACCGUCGCCGGGGUCUAAGCCCCAAGUCCGGGGCCGGCCCCGCCCCCGGAGGACUCAGCUCUCCUCCCCUGGAGAGGAGGGAGGCAUGGCCCCGGGGCCCGAGGACUCCGUGACCUUCCAGGACGUGGCCGUGACCUUCACCCCCGAGGAGUGGGGGCGCCUGGCCGCCCCCCAGAAGGAGCUGUACCGGGAGGUGAUGCUGGAGAACUUCGGGCACCUGGCCUGCCUGGGCCUGGCCCUUUCCAAGCCAGACGUGAUCUGCCAGCUAGAGAGAGGAGAAGCCCCUUGGAUGCCACGGGGGGAUGUCCCCCAGAGGCCGAGUGCAGACUUGGAGGUGGCAUCUGAAACCAAGGAGCCAACUUCAAAGAUUGCCAUUUUUGUAGAGGAAUCAUCCUUGGAAACACUGACAAAGGAACUUCCCUGUGUCUUCAAGUUGGGAGAAACCUCAGAAUGUGAUGCCCAGUUAAAGAGGCCGCAGAGAAAUGUGGAAAAGCAUUCUAGAAUUCACACUGGAGAGAAGCCCCGUAAGUGUACCGAAUGUGGGAAGCCCUUUCGCCAGCGCUCACAACUCAUUGAACAUAUGAGAAUUCAUACUGGAGAGAAACCAUAUGAAUGUAAGAUAUGUGGGAAGGCCUUCCGACGGACCACAGGACUUAUUCAACAUCAUACAACUCAUACUGGAGAGAGACCUUAUGAAUGUAAUGAAUGUGGGAAGGCUUUUACCCGAGUCACAGAUCUUACCCGACAUCAAAGAAUUCAUACUGGAGAAAAACCUUACGAAUGUAAGGAAUGUGGGAAGGCCUUCACCCAGAUCAUAGACCUUACCCGACAUCAAAGAAUUCACACUGGAGAAAAACCUUAUGAAUGUUUUGAGUGUGGGAAGGCCUACCAUGGGAGCUCACAACUUACUCGACAUCAGAGAAUUCAUACUGGAGAAAAACCUUAUGAGUGCAAUGAAUGUGGAAAGGCUUUUAGCCAGAAGUCACAACUUACUGUACAUCAGAGAAUUCAUACUGGAGAGAAACCUUAUGAGUGCAAAGAAUGUGGGAAAGCCUUCAGUCAGAGCUCACAACUCACUCUACAUCAGAGAAUUCAUACUGGGGAGAAACCUUAUGAAUGCAAAGAAUGUGGGAAGGCCUUUAGUCAGAGCUCACAACUUAGUCUACAUCAGAGUGUUCAUACUGGAGUGAAGCCGUAUGAGUGUAAUGACUGUGGGAAGGCCUUCAGUUGUUUCACAAUACUUACUGAACACCAGAGAAUUCAUACUGGAGAGAGGCCUUAUAAAUGUAAUGAAUGUGGGAAGGCUUUCAGCCAGAGCUCACAACUUACUCUACAUCAUAGAAUUCAUACAGGAGAGAAACCUUAUGAAUGUAAUGAGUGUGGGAAGGCCUUCAGUCGCUUCACAAUUCUUACUCAACAUCAGAGAAUCCAUACAGGAGAAAAGCCUUAUGAAUGUAAUGAAUGUGGGAAGUCCUUCAGCUGGAGUACAGGACUUAGUAGGCAUAAGGCAAUUCAUAAUGGAGACAAACCUUAUGAAUGUAAAGAAUGUGGGAAGGCCUUCCACGAGAGCUCACAGCUUAUUCGACAUCAAAGAAUUCAUACUGGAGAGAAACCCUAUGAAUGUUUUGAAUGUGGGAAGGCCUUUAGUCGGUUCACAAUACUUACUCAACAUCAAAGAAUUCAUACUGGAGAGAAACCUUAUGAAUGUUUUGAAUGUGGAAAAUCUUUUAGCAGGAGCUCACAGCUUACCCUACACCACAGGAUUCACACUGGAGAGAAACCUUAUGAAUGUUUUGAAUGUGGCAAGGCUUUCAGCCAGAGUUCACAACUUACUCUACAUCAGAGAAUUCAUACUGGGGAGAAACCUUAUGAAUGUAAUGACUGUGGGAAGGCUUUCCGUGAUAGUUCACAACUUUCUCGACAUCAGAGAAUUCACAAUGGAAGGAAACCCUAUGAAUGUAAAGAAUGUGGGAAGGCCUUCUGCCAGAGAACAGAACUUACUAUACAUCAGACAAUUCACAUUAGAGAGAAACCUUAGAUCUGUAAAAAAUGGGAAAAGGCCUUACCUCCAGAGAACAGAACUUAUUUGUUCUCAGAUAUUUCGUGCUGGAUGAAGAUGAUGAAUGUGAGAAGGAUUUUAUCUAGAGCAUACCCUAAUAUUUACAAAAUUCAAUCUAGUGGGGGAAGUUAUAGAUAAAGCAAAUUCCUGCCUGUUUUUUCUUAGUAGCUGUUAUAAAACAUUUUCUCUCUCAAGUUUCCAGCUACCUCUUUCUCCCAGUUCCCACAUUGAGAGUAGACUUCACUGAGAAAGUUGUGUUUAUCUUUUUUUUUUUUA
Molecule: messenger RNA, 2366 nt
Organism: Vombatus ursinus (common wombat)
Lineage: Eukaryota; Metazoa; Chordata; Mammalia; Diprotodontia; Vombatidae
Product: zinc finger protein 345-like
Exons: 6
Coding region: 117-2069 (650 amino acids)
Biological process (GO): regulation of transcription by RNA polymerase II
Molecular function (GO): RNA polymerase II cis-regulatory region sequence-specific DNA binding; DNA-binding transcription factor activity, RNA polymerase II-specific
Source: RefSeq, a predicted model, not a curated record